This is a messenger RNA of Uloborus diversus, 650 nucleotides long. RefSeq lists its product as uncharacterized. Lineage: Eukaryota; Metazoa; Arthropoda; Arachnida; Araneae; Uloboridae. Bases 144 to 530 code for a protein of 128 amino acids. The transcript is spliced from 4 exons. The record is from RefSeq and is a predicted model, not a curated record.
AGAAAAGUAUGUGCGUAUUUUUACCUUGUACAUUUAAAUAAUUAUUCGAAAGAUAAACAAACCAUGCUAAAUCAUUAUUUUCGAGAAUGAUGUUCGAUAUUUGUGCUGUAUAUAUUUUUUUACAACAGAGCAAAGUCUUUUAAAUGGGUAUUACAGAUGAACAAAAGGAUAAAUCAGGUAAAUCAAAACCACCUCUUCUUCCCAAGCCAUGUAUAAGUUCUCCUGCUGGCUCUGGAGAACAUGUUAUCCCACAAAUGGUUAUUACAUCUGCUGAUGAUGUACCCGAAGAGCUGCAGAAUGGUAGUGAAGCCACCACAGUACCUAUUCCCACCUCUAUUGAAGCAGCAAGCGCUGCUGCUAAUGUUGAGGAAGAAGCGAAAAACGAAUCAACUGAAGCUGUGCACCAAAGACCCUUAACUAUUGGUGCAUGUGAAGAUGCGCCAGUUGAUUCAAUACCAAAUACACCUGAAGCUAAAUCUUCAGAUGGCCUAAUUCAUUCAACAGCUCAAAGACCUUUAAUGUUCGAGUAAGUUCUUUAUAAUAUUGUGUAUAGUUUGAAAAUUAUAAUAUUCACAUUUAUAUCUUCAGUCAAAAUAGAUGAAAUAUUAAUUUCAUUUUAUUCCAUGUGCAAGAAUGAAAUAUUUUGAAAA